Messenger RNA from Heteronotia binoei (common prickly gecko), 624 nucleotides. RefSeq names its product prokineticin 2 (gene PROK2). The transcript is spliced from 3 exons. The coding region runs from base 162 to 482 and encodes 106 amino acids. NCBI's taxonomy places the organism in Eukaryota, Metazoa, Chordata, Lepidosauria, Squamata, Gekkonidae. The record is from RefSeq and is a predicted model, not a curated record.
UUUCCUUUGAAUGGCAGCCCCGAGCUUUAUAACGGCUGGAGCGGCCCGGGCGCCAGCUCCUCGUCUCCAGUUUAGCUACUGCCCGGGGGGAACCCCCGAACCGAGUCUUCAGGCGCCCACAGCUGCGGACGGACGCCGCCUUCCAAAGAAGAGAAAGCGCCAUGAGGAGCCUGCGCUGGCCUUCCCUCCUCGUUCUGCUGCUCACAGCGGGGGACUCUGCGGUCAUCACUGGGGCUUGUGACAGAGAUCUGCAGUGUGGUGGAGGUAUGUGCUGUGCCAUUAGUCUCUGGAUCCGAAGUCUUCGAAUGUGUACACCAAUGGGCAGCUUGGGAGAAGACUGUCAUCCUUUGAGUCACAAAGUUCCAUUUGGGGGGAAGAGAAUACAUCACACCUGUCCAUGUCUACCUGACUUGGCCUGUGUCUGGAUUUCCCCUAGCAAAUACAAAUGUUUACCAGAUUUCAAAAAUGAAGUAUUUUUGUAGCAAAAUUCAUUGUGAAUAUUUCUGUGCUAAUUUAUGUAUUGAGGUCCUUAAUUGUUAUUGUGAAUAACUUAUUUGCCAGAGAAUAUUUGUAACAUAAUUUCUCAACUAACAGAUCUUAACACUAUUGAGAUACUGGCCUGUA